AUGUCUACAUUUGAAAAUACAUCCAACUCUUCUACUAAUAUAUCUGGUCAGUCAAAGAAGAGUGUAUCCUCACCGACAUCAUCUGCUGAUCAAUCUCUUCGUGUUGGUACAACCACAGCAAGUAAAUCACAACAUGAAGAGUUUGUCCAACAUCCACCACAUGUACAACAAAGUUAUUCUUCAACCACAUCUGUAGCAUCACACCAUGAAGCCAUGUCUACCAAUAAUACACAUGCAUAUAAAAGCAUGUCUCCUUCCUAUGCAAGUCCAGUCCAUCAUGUUGGUCCUAUUGCCACUAGUACUAUUACUACUAACUAUCAAAAUAGCUCCACAACCGAUAGUUCUCAACAAGGAGCAAUAAGCAACCAUCGUUUAUCCAAUCAUAGAAACUCUCCGCCAACAAGUGCAUCCUUCAUUUCCAGAGGCCAAACUUUUGUCCAACAAGAAAAUGAAUCAAACCACUUUAAUAACAACACAACAAAAACAUCCAACAACCAACACGUUCCUUCUUCAUAUCCAUUGCAUCAUCAACAUUCUAGCAUGGUGAAUGGUAACAGUGUUGGUGGAAACGGUACUACGACAAAUCAUUCUAACAACAAUAUGGCAAGCAUUCAUCACCACGAUCAAGACAAGAUUGCAUAUCAUUCAAAUCAAAGUAUGAAUAGUACUAAUGCAUCAUACAGUAUGAACACUAAUUCAUUUGAUAACAUGGGUUCGAGAUCAAUUUCACAUUCAUCAAAUAAUGCAUCUAUACAUGAUAAAAAUCUAUUACCUUCUCUUCAUAUAUUGAUGGAUCCUCCUACUUCAACCUCACCAAGUAAUCCAAUUCCACAUAGUAAUAACUCUCGUGUCUAUGCACCUCCUAGCAGUAAUCCUAAUAAUGGUCACAUGCGUCAAUCUUCAUCAAAUAAUUUACAACAAUCAAAUUAUAAUAUGAAUCAUCAACCCCCAAUCACACCAAUUCCUUAUUCACAACAUGUGAAUGAUUAUCCUCCAACUAAUCAUGUUCCUCCUCCAUACAUUAACAAGGCUUCACAUCACAUAGACAUGUUUUCAAAUCCACCAAAUAAUAAUAUCAUUAAAUCCUCACCAUCAUCAUCUAACAUGGAUACAAUGUAUGCACCUCGUCCUAUCAGGAGUAGGAGUAAUACAAGUGGUCCUAAUAAUGCAUCAUUUAAUUCUCCUCAAUCAUCCUCUGUUAAUAAUCAUCAUCAAAAUACUGACAGUACUGUUUACUCAUUUGAACAACCAGCCAAAAUUAAAAAGAAGAAAGCCCUUCCUUCUUCUAACGACGAUUCGAAUGAUGCAGAUAAAAAGAAUUGGAAAAAGAAGAGAUUAUUUAGUAUUGAUGAAGUGACAGAUCUUGUUGCAUUUGUAAAACAACGUUCCGAGAAUCAAGAAUUAACACGUGAUGUUAAUUAUGCUAUAUUUAAGGAAUAUGAGAAAUUACAAGAUGAAAGAAGAAGAGCAAGUGUUUAUAGAAAGAAAUAUGUGCAAUUAUUUGAAAGACAUUUGAUUUCAAAAGACGGCACAAUUGACCCUUCACUCUUCCAAGAAUAUGAUCAAAGAACAUCUUCUACUUCUAAAUCUAAAGGCUCACAUCCAGAAGAUGCUCAAGAAAAGAGAAAAUUCUCUGAUGUUGAAGAGGAUUCUAGCUCUGAGGGAAGUAAUAUUGAAGAAGAAAAGAAAACAAAAAAGCUUAAGAGAGAAUACUCUGAUGAGGAAGAUGAAGAAAUAGAGAAUGCAUCCCCAUCUGAGGAAAAGAAAAAGAAUAUGAAUAUUUGUGUAUCAUAUAAGGGAAAGAAUUAUUUACAUUCUAUAGAGAAGCAAAUUCUCCAAAAUUCAGAUUCAAUCCACAAUUAUUUCAACCAAUUGGCAGUCUCUUCAUUGUGUUACAACAGCGAUACAGAACUCAUUAGAAGCGAGUCUAUUGAAUACUUUGACUAUUCAUUUGGUGAAUUCAUUCAAAUCAAUUCAUUUUCCAUUACUAGGGUUCUCAAAAGCAGUCCUGUAAAAUUGAGAAUAAACUAAAAUUGUAUCCUAA
Messenger RNA from Naegleria gruberi, 2044 nucleotides. RefSeq lists its product as uncharacterized. The record is from RefSeq and is a predicted model, not a curated record. Lineage: Eukaryota; Heterolobosea; Eutetramitea; Acrasida; Naegleriidae. The transcript has a single exon. The coding region runs from base 1 to 2031 and encodes 676 amino acids.